AUCCGUUAUCCUUUUAGACGAAGUUGAUUGUGUUUAAUUGUGAUCAAAGCGUACAUGUGUUGUUUUGUAAAACUGCAGUGUGAAAAAUAGUUAAUAUGGAUAACUUGAAUGCCUACAACAAUGCAAGUUACGAGCAAAUGGAAGACAUUCCAUUACCUGUAUUUUCUGAAACUAAUAAUUCGCUUGAUUAUAAGAACGUGCGUCUUGAUACAGCUAUUUUACUGUUCAGGAUUUGAAUCAAAUCACAACAUGACUGCGACUGAAUCGGUAUACUCACAGCGCGUUAUUACUUCUCAGCCUCUCUCAGGAAGCAAUGGAAGCUUAGAGUCUUCUGGAAAUAGAAGAGCCAUACCCAUAUCAGUAAUAAAUCGAGAUAAUUUUGGUACAACGUUCCAAUCGCCUAUUAAUGGUCUCGACCUAAUGAGAAAUGCUGAUCAACUGAUUAUUCAACAAAACUGUGAUGUAACUGACUUAAUAGCCGACACGGAAAAUAGAUACACAGUGAAAGUAGCUGCCAGAGAAUCCGCCGAAGCGAUUUACUAUGCCACAGAAAGCUCCACAUCUUGUCACAGAAUGUGCUUUGGAUCAGGUCGAGCUUUCAAUAUGCGAUUAUACGAUGGCUCGGAUCAGGAAGCGAUGUCUUUUAAAAGACGAUUGGGAUGUGGGUACUGUACCUUUUGCUUCCACCUCCAGAAAAUGGAAGUAUGGGUGCCACCUGGAGAGCUGGUGGGAACAAUUUCUCAGAGAUGGAGAGGUCUUCAGACAUCGUUUGAAGUUUGCAAUCGGCACGAGGAAGUUUUAUAUAUAAUCGAAGGGCCCAGAUCAUUUGCUUGCUUCCACAAAGCGGGGAUUUUUCAAAUAUACACCUGCGAUGGAGCGACUCAAAUUGGUACAAUUGUCCAUCAGUGGGAUACAGUUUCCGGAGGAUAUCAGCUAUUGUUACAAAUGCCUAGUUCCAUCACUGAUAAUCGUCAUAAAGCUCUGUUGCUGGGAUCCGCAUUUUUAUUGGAGUACAUGUUUUUUGAAAGCACCCAGAAAAAGACGAAUUUAGGGUGUUUCUGCUAAUGCAACAUUUUUUUCAACCGAAAUAAAAUGUGUUACUUUACGUUACUCAGCAAUUAAUUGAAUUGUAUAUAUUUUAUGAUAAAUAAAUCCACUAUUUCUGUACA
Dendroctonus ponderosae (mountain pine beetle) is the source of this 1169-nucleotide messenger RNA. Its product is annotated as phospholipid scramblase 2. NCBI's taxonomy places the organism in Eukaryota, Metazoa, Arthropoda, Insecta, Coleoptera, Curculionidae. Gene Ontology annotation, cellular component: plasma membrane. The record is from RefSeq and is a predicted model, not a curated record. The coding region runs from base 109 to 1065 and encodes 318 amino acids. The transcript has 8 exons. Gene Ontology annotation, biological process: plasma membrane phospholipid scrambling. Gene Ontology annotation, molecular function: phospholipid scramblase activity.